Elaeis guineensis (African oil palm) is the source of this 621-nucleotide messenger RNA. NCBI's taxonomy places the organism in Eukaryota, Viridiplantae, Streptophyta, Magnoliopsida, Arecales, Arecaceae. The record is from RefSeq and is a predicted model, not a curated record.
AUGGAGCACCAAUGGCUUAUACGUAUACAGUAUACUCGAAAAGGAACUCAGGACAUCAUAGAUGACAAACAAUCACAGCCAGACUCUGUCAGACAACGUCCAAGAUCUUUGGCACUCUUGGAAUCCGCUUCAGCACAAAACUAUAAACAAAACAGUGCUAAAAGCUCUCAUUGCAAUCACAUUGAUGUCUGUGGAAGAAAAGAAAUAACAGGCUCUUCAGAUAUCAAGCACAAAGCUUUAGGAAUUAGGGUUCGAUCAUUCGCUUACUUCCAUGUCAAUUACAUUGCCCUCUUUGCCCUCUCGCUCGUCUCCCAUCCCUUCUCCCUCCUCAUCCUUCUGGGCCUCCUCGCCGCCUGGUGCUUCCUUUACUUGUUCUGCCCUGCAAAUCAGCCCCUCGUUCUAUUCGGCCGCACCUUCUCGAACCAUGAGACCCUCGGUUCCCUCGUCCUCCUCUCCAUCUUCGUCAUCUUCCUCACCUCUAUCAGAUCCCUCCUCAUCUCCGCUCUCAUGGUCGGCAUCACCAUCGUUUGCGCCCACGGCACCUUCCGUGUGCCUGAGGACCUCUUCCAGAUCCUGAUGGGACAGAGGAAAGGGAGGUGGCUAAGGGCUGCGACAGGAUGA